CAUAUUGUGCACCAGUCGUGUGUGGGUGAUGGUGACUUGGGCACAAUAAAAUCACGAAUUUGAGGAAUUUUGACAUCGCACAGCCAAAGGCUUUACCGUCAAGAUGCCCACGUAUUUCCAGCGCCCGGAGAAUGCCCUGAAAAGGGCAAAUGAAUUCAUCGAUGUCGGCAAGAAGCAGCCGGCCUUGGAUGCGCUCUAUGAUGUCAUCAAGAGCAAGAAGCAUCGGACAUGGCAGAAGAUUCACGAGCCAAUCAUGGACAAGUAUCUCACGCUCUGCGUUGAGCUACGGAAGAGCCACACUGCCAAGGAGGGCCUCUACCAGUACAAGAACAUCUGCCAACAGGUGAAUGUGAAAUCUUUAGAGGAUGUUGUGAGAGGCUACCUGCGUCUUGCCGAGGAAAAGACUGAAGAGGCUCGCAAGGCAUCGGAACAAACCGUCUUAGACAUUGAUGAUCUGGAUAAUGUUGCCACACCUGAGAGCCUUCUUCUGAGUGCUGUAAGCGGUGAGGACACCCAGGCUCGUACGGACCGCAUUAUGCUCAUACCGUGGGUCAAGUUCCUGUGGGAGUCCUACCGCCAGUGCCUGGAUCUGCUCCGUAACAACAACCGUGUGGAGAAGCUGUACCAGGACAUCGCUCAGGAUGCUUUCCGCUUCUGCCAGAAGUACCAGAGGAAAACUGAGUUCAGGAAACUGUGUGACAAUUUGAGGAACCAUCUUGGUCUGAUCCAGAAGCACCAGAGUCAGACGACGGCCAUCGAUCUGAACAAACCAGAGAGCCAGCAGCUUCACCUUGACACGCGGCUCUUCCAGUUGGACACUGCCAUCACUAUGGAGCUCUGGCAGGAAGCUUACAAGGCAGUGGAGGACAUCCAUAGUCUGAUGGGACUCUCCAAGAAGCCCCCGAAGCCCCAGAUGAUGGCCAACUACUACCAGAAGCUUGGUCUGGUCUUCUGGAAGUCUGGCAACGGCCUCUUCCAUGCGUGUGCUCUGCACCGUUUGCUGCAGCUGUCUCGUGAGCAGCGAAAGAAUCUGACUCAGGAGGAGAUACAGAGGAUGGCAACCCGUGUGCUUCUAGCCACCCUCGCUGUUCCCAUCCUACCUCCCCGUAACGACAUCGGGGAUAUGCUGGACAUGGGGGACACUGCAAUGGAGAACAAGCGCAAGCUGGCCAACCUCCUGGGACUGCAGCUGCCACCGACCAGAUCCCAACUCGUCAAAGACCUGGUGAAGUACAGUGUGAUUCCGUUUGUGAUGCCCCAAGUCAAGGAUCUCUAUAACUGGUUGGAAGUAGAGUUCCAUCCGUUGGAGCUGUGCGAGCGUGUGAGUUCGGUCUACAAGAUGAUCCAAGAAGGUGGUGAAGGUGAACUGAAGCAGUACAUUGAAGCCCUGCAAGACAACACCAUUAUGCGUCUACUGAAACAGGUCGCUCAGAUCUAUGAGACGAUGUCUUUGUCUCGCCUGGCUGUCCUUGUGCCAUACUCAACUCAGUUUCAUCUGGAGAGAGUCAUCGUAGAUGCUGCUCGCAAUGGGGCUGUACAGAUCAGAGUGGAUCACUCCACAAAGUCUCUCGUGUUUGGCGGGACGGUGUCCAUAUCCCAGCAGGAUGAGCAGAUCAGCGAAGGACCACAUCUUCAGGAUCAAGCCUCCGAUCAGAUCCGUAACCAGCUCAGUCAGAUGUCUAUUACCCUGCACAAGGCUAUCAAGAUCAUCCGCCCAAUGCAUAUGGUGAAAGAGGAAGAGAAUGAGAAGCAAGUGAUGAUCCAGCACUACCGUCGUACGGCUCGCAAAGAACAUGAGCGUAUCCUGACUCGUCGCCACAUCAUUGAGUAUCGUAAAGAGAAGCUGGAGCAUAUUACCGUCCAGAGGGAAAAGGAGGAGCAAGAAGUCAUUGAGAAGCAGCAGCGCAACCAGCGUGAGAUGGAGGAGAAGCGUCUGGAGAGAGAGGCACUGGAGCGUCAACGUAAGAAGGAACAGGAGAAGGUGGAGGAGAUUCAACGCUCACAGGCCAGGGAGAGGAUUAAGAUGCUCAAGCAGUCCACGGUCAGCCAGAAGGUCUUCAAGAAACUCAACGAAGAGGAAUUGGAGAAGCUAGAUCCGGAUGAGAUCAUGGCCAAGCACGUUGAACAGCUUGAAGUGGAGAAGAAGGAGCUACAGAUGCGUCUGAAAGCCCAGGAGAAGAAAGUGGAUUUCUUUGCCAGAGCCAAGCGCGUUGAGGAGAUUCCUUUGUUGAUCAAGCAGUACGAGGAGCAGUCUGUCAGUGAUAAGAAGCUGUGGGAAGAGAUGGAGGAGCAGAGGAUCAUUGAAGCAACCAGUGAGAGAAAGGAGUCACUAGCUUGUAAAGAACGUCUAUCUCGCAUGGCGGAGGAUAAGAAGAACUUUGCUGAAAUGCUGGAGCAGACCCGCUUCAGUAUAUACAAGGAAAAGCUGGCCGAGUAUGAGCAGCUGGAGAAGGAGGAACGUGGCAAACGUCUUCAGGAGAGGAAGAAUCGUCGUAAGGAGGAACGCCGUCUUAAAUGGCUCAAGGAGAAAGAGGAAGAGGAACAACGCAAGAAGGACGAAGAAUUGAAACGAGCUCGUGAGGAGGAGCAGGAGAGACAAGAGGAAGAAUAUCGCAAGAAGGUCGAGGCUUUCCAAGAACAAGAGGCCAAACAACAAGCAAGGAUGAGAGAGAUCGACGAACGCCUCGAACGAGAAAAGGAAGGACGAGUGCAGUUGGCAAUGAAGAGCAGUCAACAACAACAACAACAACCUUCUGAGGAUAAAUGGCGUCGACGUCAAGUGAGUGAUAUGCCGAGGGAGAGGGAGAGAGAUAGACAACCUACGAAUGAUGAUGCUAAAUGGAGACGGUCUGCACCUGCUGAUGAAAAACCUGCUGAGAGACCUGCUGAGAGACCUGCUGAGAGUCGUCCAUGGCGCCCUUCCAGAGAGAAUCGAGAGAAGCAAGAUGUUUACCGACCCCCUCACCGUGAAGAAAGAGCUGACCCCCAGCAGGAUGAACCUGAAGAGAAGGAGCCCCGACAAGAGGCCAAACCAGAAGUUAGUGCAGAGGUACGGAGAAACCCGUACAGAAACGAAGAGGAAGAGAGGGAGUAUCAACAAAACCGUCGCGACAACUACCGCGACAUACGCAUGGAUGAUCCAGAGUUCCGUCGCAGCGCAGGUAUCAAGGACGACUUCGAUGGACCCAGCAAAGACCAGAAUGAUGCGAGAGAAGCUCCAGAACAGAGACGCAUGGAGUCUGGUCCGCCACCUAGUGAUCGUGACCAACCGCAGCGUAGCUAUCAACAGGAGGAGCGCUCUGGGCAAAAUGAUGAUGACCGCCGUCAGCCGGCCUACUCCAGUGAAGAGCGCCCUCGGGAGAUACGACGCAACUUUGAUGAUAGGGGUUCCGGAAGGGAUGGGGGGAAUUAUGGUAGAGGGAUGGAUGACAGGGAUGAUCGUGGUGGUAGGGAUGACCGUGGCGGUAGGGAUGACCGUGGUUUUGGUGGUAGAGAGGAUCGCGGAUUUGGUGGAAGGGAGGAACGUGGUUUUGGUGGGAGAGAUGAGCGUGGUGGCUUUGGUGGCAGGAGAGAUGAACGUGGUGGCUUCGGUGGUGGUAGGGACGAUCGUGGUGGCUUUGGCAGUGGUGGCUUUGAUCGUCGCGGUGGUGGUAGUAGUGCCUUUGGAAACAGAGAUGACCGAGGGUUUCAGAGAGAGGAGAGAGGUGGCUUCAGACAGGACCGAAGAGGCGACUCUCGUUGGGGAGAUGACCGACGUGAGGAGAAGUCCUGGGGUAGAGACGCCCGAGGUGGAGGUUCCAGGGAAGAACCAGGACGCAAUUGGCGUGAAGACCGUGGCCAAUCUCGAGAUGAACGAGCCCCAAUACGUCGAGGAGGUGAUGAUCGUCGAGGAGGUGAUGAUUGGGGGCGGGGAGGAGGCCGUGACCGUGGUGGGCAGGAAUCCCGGCGGGAUGAUGGUCAGUGGCGUCAAGGUGGUCGGGAUCGAGGAGGACCACCCCAACCAUCUGAGGAUAAAUGGCAACGCAGCGCACCUAAGCAGGACUUGUCCUCUGAGCAGCGGCCGUCCAAAGACGUCCCUCCUCCUCGUAAGCAGGAAGCAGAGCCUGAGAGCAAGCCUGCACCUGCACCUGCACCUGCACCUUCCAAGAAGUCUGAAGAGGAAGGUUGGGAGACGGUAAGACGUCGCUAA
Asterias rubens (European starfish) is the source of this 4189-nucleotide messenger RNA. Its product is annotated as eukaryotic translation initiation factor 3 subunit A-like. Gene Ontology annotation, cellular component: multi-eIF complex; eukaryotic translation initiation factor 3 complex, eIF3e; eukaryotic translation initiation factor 3 complex, eIF3m. The record is from RefSeq and is a predicted model, not a curated record. The transcript is spliced from 19 exons. The coding region runs from base 104 to 4189 and encodes 1361 amino acids. Gene Ontology annotation, biological process: formation of cytoplasmic translation initiation complex; translation reinitiation. Gene Ontology annotation, molecular function: translation initiation factor activity; mRNA binding. NCBI's taxonomy places the organism in Eukaryota, Metazoa, Echinodermata, Asteroidea, Forcipulatida, Asteriidae.